This is a messenger RNA of Malus domestica (apple), 1430 nucleotides long. RefSeq lists its product as uncharacterized. The record is from RefSeq and is a predicted model, not a curated record. NCBI's taxonomy places the organism in Eukaryota, Viridiplantae, Streptophyta, Magnoliopsida, Rosales, Rosaceae.
GGGCAAUGGCUCUUUCGGCACUGCGUGGUCCCUCGUAUAUUUAAUCAAAUUUUAAACGUUUUAACCUCCACCUUUGGAGCCAGUUUUCCUGUUUUGAACUCUCUCCUUUCCUGAGCCCAAGCCUGAGAGUGAGAUCCAUUGCCAAUACCGCUUGCAGUUGCAGAUCUCCACAGCUCCAACUUCUUCACCUCCUACGCCAGAACCUUAAUUCCAAGCCAAGUUGGUUCUGCUGGUCCUUCGAAUAAUGAACUCAAAUCUCAGCAACAAUGCACCGGCCAACAGUGUGCUUGGUUCAUCUGUGUGCCAUAAGCAAUCCACAUUACCGGUAAAAAAGGUGGUGUUGAGAGAUGUACAGAACGAUAAUAGAAGCUGUACGCCUAGUUAUCCUGAGAAUUCUUUUCUAGGACGGCUGCUCGCAGAUCCAAUUAAGGUUUCUGGAACUAAGAUACUCAGCCCUGAGUUUGCGCGGAGCCCUCCUUGCCACCAGUUCACGAGGAUCAGCGAUCCAAGUGAUCAUCUCAUGCAUGGUGGGGUUGUGAAGAAGUUAGACUCAGAACUAGGAAAGCGAAGAGCUCAAGGUGUUAAGGAAGAUUGCCUAAAUUUCAAACGACAUUGUUCGCAAAAGGCGCCAGACCUACCUAAAGAAAGAAACAAGAAGCAAGAGUUAGAGACAUCUUGUUUACCUGCAUUUUCACCAACGCAUUGGGCUUCUCCGAUUAAAUUCUCACCUAGUAGACCACCAGUUCCAAAUUUUCUUAGAAAGUCUAGUAAUGGCCUUCCAGCUGCUAAUUCCAAGCACCUUAGAUUUACUCCUGAAUCUGAAGUUCCCCAGUCAGUUCUUUCUGAGAGGAACCGUGAUGAGGAAAGGACAGAACGGUUUCUACAUCUGCAGAACCUCUUGAAACACUUUGACGAGUCUGAUCAGAGCGAAUAUCUCCAGAUGCUUCGUUGUUUACCUUCAUCCGAGCUUAGCAGACAUGCCGUUGAGCUAGAGAAAAGAUCGAUGCAGCUAUCAGUUGAGGAAGCAAAAGAGAUCCAAAAGAUGAAAGCUCUAAAUAUAUUGGGGAAGUGAAAAGCAUUCAAAACACAUUUGUAUCGUUAGCUGUGAAGUUCAUAUUGAGAAACUGACGCUGCCUCGUCUACUGCAAUAUGUCACUCAUGGCGUUUUCUCCAACAAGAGCAACAGGUAGGGUUUUACUCUUACCUGUGUAUUAUCUCAAUUCAAUUCGUCACUGCUCCAAAAUUGUCCAGACUACAUAGACCUUUGUUUUCACAUUUUUGGUGUCUUUUCUAGGGCAGAAGAGGUUGUAAUUCUUUGCUUCAGUUUUGAUUAGGUUCGAUGUUUUAGACAAACAAUUUUUUUUAUAAUGAUAAACUAGAAAUCUCACAGGCAGAGACUUGUACAUCAAGUGAUUAAGAGCGUUUAUCCU